UGUCCCUAUAUUAAGCUCAUUAAUUAAGGUGCAACUAAUCCAAGAGAUUAUGUUCAAGUUGGAACCACUUGCCCCCAGAAUAGCAGCUUUUUCAGAUUUCUCUACUUAAAAAAUACCAAGUAGCAGAUCGUUCAGCCAGUAAGAACAAGCAGCUGGUAUAUUAAUGGAAUCCAUGUGAGAUGUGACUUAGGUUAGGCAGAGCAAAUUGAUUCCCCUUAAACAAAGCUAGCUCUCAGCAGAAUUUCAACGCACAGAUCCACAUCUCGAUCAUAGCUAUCUUAGCUUCUCCUUUAAUUGAUUCUCAAAGCUUAGCUAUCUGCUUCGAACUCAACUCCAUCUUCAAGGAGACUUAGUGCCGGCCACUCUCGGAUUUGAUCGAUGACGAAGGACAGAAACUUAGGGUUUGCGGUGGAUUUCUCGAAGGGAAGCAAGACUGCUCUGAAAUGGGCUCUUCAUAAUCUGAGUGACAAAAGUGACACCUUGUAUGUCAUCCAUGUCAAGCCUCAAGAAGGCAGUGAGAGCCGCAGCCUUCUUUGGUCUACCACCGGAUCACCUCUGAUUCCUUUUGCGGAGUUCCGUCAAAAGGACGUUAUGGAGAACUACGAGGUUGAGCUUGAUCAGGAGGUCUUGGAGUUGCUUGAUACUGCUAUUAAGCAAAAACAUGUGACGGUGAUAGCAAAGAUCUACUGGGGAGAUGCAAGAGACAAGCUUUGUGAAGCAGUGGAAGACUUAAAGCUCGACUGCUUGGUCCUUGGGAGCAGAGGCCUGGGCACCCUCCAAAGGGUGCUUCUGGGCAGUGUAUCAAGCCACGUUAUGGCGAAUGCAAAUUGUCCUGUUACAAUUGUCAAGGAUCAGAAAGUUUAAGGUGUUUAGUUGAAAUUUGUGAGACCCGGCCUGCAAAAAAAAUUGUGCUAUCAAAUAAAUAAGUUGUGUCUGUCCCAAAAAAUGAAAAGAAAAAUAAAUGAUUCAAAUUCUAUGGGUGCAUGCUUAUUUGUGUGUGUAGUUUGUUAUGUAUCAGUGAUUCAGUGGAAACAAUUAAUUCAUAUAUAUCAGCUUCAUUUUUCUUUUUCUUCAUUCU
Molecule: messenger RNA, 1078 nt
Organism: Fragaria vesca subsp. vesca
Lineage: Eukaryota; Viridiplantae; Streptophyta; Magnoliopsida; Rosales; Rosaceae
Product: universal stress protein A-like protein-like
Exons: 4
Coding region: 379-864 (161 amino acids)
Source: RefSeq, a predicted model, not a curated record